Trichomonas vaginalis G3 is the source of this 299-nucleotide messenger RNA. RefSeq names its product organellar and viral DNA polymerase type B. The annotation marks the transcript as partial. Lineage: Eukaryota; Parabasalia; Trichomonadida; Trichomonadidae. The record is from RefSeq and is a predicted model, not a curated record. The transcript has a single exon.
AUGUAUCGGAAGUUGUCUAAGUUAGAACACUCGGAAAUAAAACAACUUCUUACAGAAGCUAAUAUAGAUGUUGCAAAGCAUUACGCAACAAACAAAAAAGCACUCGCUGACAUCCUCAAUGACUAUAAUGGUGCAAUAAGUUAUGAUAGAAUUCAUGAGUUCAUAAAGCCGCAACGCGGCGAGGACGAAGUCCAUGCAAGAGCAUUUCCUUUAAAUGACGUUGCUAUUGACUUAUAUCAUAGACGUUCAGUACCUCAUGAAGUAAGAAGAGAAAUGUUUGACAUAACAAAUGCGAACGU